AUAAAAGAGUGAUGGCAUCACGGCACACACAGGGUCUCUCUGUCUCCGAGCACAGCUGCGCCAAAGGGCAAAGUUUGGAGGAUGAAUAGCUUACGAAUAGCUUACGAAUAGCUACUACAUGCGCAUGUCCCCUCCGGAGCGCAUCACCAAUAGCCGUAUAUAUUUUUGCAAAACGGAGGCCUUCUUUCCCGGGCCUGAAUGGCGUCUUGUUUCCCGUCUCCCAUCUGUUUGAGGAAACUGAGGCGAGGAAGCCCUUCGAGGGUUGCUACCGAUCUAAUAGGCCUUUAUUUCGUCUCCUUCCAUCUGGCAUCGCAAAGCCCACCCUCCCCGUCGACACAUCUGGGCAGAGACACUGCCAGCCUUGUCGUCGAUCCGAUGCAUUGCAAGAAGAAGCAAAGAUCUGCGUGUGGAUCCCAGUCGGGUGGCCUUUUGCAGUUGGCAGAUCGUAAUUUUGUCAAUGUCUAUCGUUUCCAAAUGCCGGCUGAGACCACCUGCACUGGUUUCUGCCAGAGUCUUUGAAGUUCAAUCUUGAGGUCCUGAGAGCGGCUGAGUUUUUUCCUGCUGUUUUUCACCUGGGAUGGCAACAUUAAUGAUCCAAACCUUUUUCUUUUCCACAACUGUGAUGUCUGGUGUGUUGUGUUCCAGAACUUUGUCAGUCUGGAUUCGGAAGUCCCACAGUAUCUUUGCGUGCUCAUUUUCCAAGACUUUUGCAGGUCUCCCAGCUCGACUCUGCUCUUUCUGAAGCAAAUCCAAUUCUUUCUUCCUUUCCGCACCAAUAACGGUUCCUGGAAAUCCUUUCUUUGCGUCGUAUUCCCGAAUAUAUCUUGACCGCGGUUCGAGAUGUCGUCCUUGAUUUGUUCGGAUACGGUGAGCAGGGUCAGCUCCGUCCUCAAUCGAGACGCAAAACAGUUCGGGAAGAGCUUCAUGUUCGACGGCAAGGAGGAAACCUGUUGGAACUCAGACCAGGGCUCUUCCCAAUGGUUGACGUUGUCCUUUCCGCAAACCGUCCGAGUCUCCCAAAUCGUCGUCCAGUUCCAAGGAGGAUUCGCCAGCCGGAAAUGUACCUUGAAAGGUUUCCGGGACGGAGAAGAGCUUCCCGAGACGGCUGAGUUUUAUCCCGAAGACACCAACUCUCUCCAAACUUUCCCUACGAAGGAAAUGCAGCUGGAAAAACUCAAAAUCGCCUUUGAGAACAGCACGGAUUUUUUCGGACGAAUCAUCAUCUACCGCUUCGAUGUUUUAGGGGAGAAACUUUGAUAAGUUUCCCCCAAAAAACAUUAAAAAGUUAGAAAACAAAA
Molecule: messenger RNA, 1298 nt
Organism: Anolis carolinensis (green anole)
Lineage: Eukaryota; Metazoa; Chordata; Lepidosauria; Squamata; Anolidae
Gene: nr2c2ap
Product: nuclear receptor 2C2 associated protein
Exons: 6
Coding region: 841-1257 (138 amino acids)
Source: RefSeq, a predicted model, not a curated record